CUCCCUUCGCAGACAUCCAAGCUCAAGGUGGUAACUUUGCAGGAGAUCGAGUUUAUUAGAGAGAUUUGCUUGGUUCAGAUCAUUCGUGCGCCGCAAAUCCAAUGGCAAGUCUUGAUAUUGAUUUGGAUAGUAUCUCGAGGGAUAUGGUGUUGGUUAUUGGAGAUGAAAAGUAUGGAAAUGCAUCAACAAUGAGUCACGAGGCUGUGAUUGAAUUGAAGAAUUCCAUGACGGAUAUAAUUGCUCUAAUCUCCAAUGUGGCUAUUUCUAAAGCAAUUGGAGAGCAUAGGAAUUUACUGCCCAUAAAUGAAAUGCAAAGAUCUAUUGCAACACAAGGAGUGAACGACAAUUUUAUCGUUACUACUGAACAUGUGCAAUUUGCACUGGGAACUCUUGGCUUGGAUAUUAUGACGACGCCUUAGCUUGGAAGAAUUUGCUGGGGCAAUUUCCACUUGAUUCUGUUUUGUUAUCUCGUUAAUCAUUAGUUCAUUUGGUUGUGUAUUGCUGGAAAAAUGUCACUUUUUACCUAAUUUCUCUGGACUGUUAACAUUGCUGGGAUUGUUUCCACUUGAUUCUGUUUUGUUAUCUCGUUAAUCAUUAGUUCAUUUGGUUGUGUAUUG
Molecule: messenger RNA, 617 nt
Organism: Ipomoea nil (Japanese morning glory)
Lineage: Eukaryota; Viridiplantae; Streptophyta; Magnoliopsida; Solanales; Convolvulaceae
Exons: 5
Coding region: 102-419 (105 amino acids)
Source: RefSeq, a predicted model, not a curated record